UGUAAUAUUAUUAUUGGCCACUAGGUGCUGCAUAAACACUGAAUCACUCUGAAGGGUUUUUACUUCUCUACAGUAGCAUCACAUGAUCUCAUCACAUGAUCAGGGAGUAUUUGAGGCCACAUGGCUGCAGCUGAUCUGUCAGUUCCUGGUGUGUGUGUGAGAGGAAGAGGAAGCAGACUGUGAUCAUGGCUGAAGAUGUGUCAGUGGAGACUUUAACUGAUGGUUUGACUCUGUUGGUGAAUUUGGGGAAAGUGCUGCUGCAGAAAGCUCACGAGGAUGCUGCAGGCUCUCUGGAGGACUUCGUCCCGUAUAAGAUCACGACUCUAUUCGGACUCAUCACGGCCGGAUCAAACUUCUAUAAAAGCAUCGGAGUGAAGAAGAAGAGUGAAGCUGAGGCCGUUUGGCAGAAAGCUUAUCAUGAUGCAGCGGUGAGAGAGCAGGUGGACGAGCUGCUGCAGCUGGAGACUGAGUGGAACUCCUUCCUGCAGAGCGUGGACUCAGGUCUGCAGAAGUCAGAUGUUCGGCUGUCAGGAGAGAAGACGGCAGAGAGUCUGAGCUGUGAGACGGAGCUGACUGACGGACGCAGCGGAGACGCUGUGACUCUGGGUCGGUACCUCGGUCAGGGACAGAAGCUGCUGCUGGUCCUCAUCAGACAUUUCGGAUGACUGCCGUGACGAGACCACGUGGCCGAGCUGCGAGCCAAUCAGGCUCUGCUUGAGGCUCGGUCAGUGAAGGUCUUGGUGGUUUCCUUCGGCGGCAUGGCGGGGGCUCGGCUGUGGUUGGAGCAGACCGGAUGUACCUUCGACCUGCUGCUGGAUCCUCAGAGAAAGGUCUACAGGAGCUUCGGUCUGGGCUCGUCUUACUCUAAGGUGAUGAGGUUCAACAUCCUGCUGCAGUACUCAGAGUACGGAGCUGCGGACAGAGAUUUCCCCGACAUUCCCUCUCACCUGCUGGAAGACAUCUACCAGAUGGGAGGCAACUUCUUGCUGGAUGAAGGAGGGAAAGUUCUCUUCUCUCAUCCGUGUAAAAACCCUCUGGACCGGCCGGCGGUGUCGGACAUCCUGCAGGCGUAGAGGCCGAGCCCGGGUCAGAGGUCAGAGGUCAGAUCGGCCUCUUCCUAACAGCGCUGACACCACAGAGGCAGAGCGGCUCUUUGACUCACGUUAAUGACGUCACGUCUCACACUCAUGACAUCAUGAAGAGGCGCGGCUGAUGCACAGCUGUGGGGAGAAGACGGCCGCUCGUCUUUGUCGUGUCGGCGAUGUAACGGCAGCAUUUUAUUAUAAGCAGUACGACUGGAACAUAGAGUAAUUAAACUUUAUUAAAUUUGUAUGUCCUUUAUAUGAAGUUUUAACCAGAUAUUGAAUGUUUACCAUUUAUUAACCCUCCUGACGUCUGUUUUGACUGUUCCUUCUUUCUCCUUCCUUCUUUCCUUCCCCCAUCCCUCCCUUCCUCCUUUCUUUCCUCCAUCCCCCGUUCUUCCUUCCUUCCUCCCUCCCUCCUUCUUUCAUUCCCUCCUUCCUUCCUCCCUCCUUCUUUCCUUCCUUCUUUCCUUCCUUCCUCCCUUCCUUCUUUCCUCCCUCCUUCUCUCUUUCUUUCCUCCCCCCUACCUUCCGCCCUUCCUUCUUCCCUCUGUCCAUCUUUCCUUCCUUCCUCCCUUCCUCUUGCCCUUUCUCCGCCCCUCCUUCCUUCUUUCCUCCCUUCCUUCCCUCCUCCCUCCCUCCUUCCCUUCCUUCCUCCUUUCCUUCCUUCCAUCCUCCCUUCCUUCCUCCACUUGAGGACAAUAGGAGGGUUAAGGUUUGUUUUAAAGGUGCAGGAAGCAGCUGUUUGUGUCGCUGCCCCCUGGUGGCGGCGAGAAGUAACAUGUUUAAUUUGUUUACAGUAUGAUGUCAACACUGCCGACUUCAUGGAGAUAAUUCAGGGUAGAAAUCUUUGCUGCUGCUUCCUCUAUUUUUUAUUUCUCUUUUUUAAAGCAGAUUAAUUUGUAGUUAAAACUUUACUGUAGUUAAGGGUUUUACAGUAAGGAACAUUUAUUGCUUCUGAGCUGUAUGUUUGAUGUUUUCAAAUUAAAUAAGAAGGAUUUUUGAUUGUAGGUUUAUAUCGAUUGAAGCUUUAACCUUCGUGUCAUCCUCCCGGGUCAAAUUGACCCCGUCUGUUUUGACUGUUCCUUCUUUCCUUCCUUCCUUCCGUCCUUCCUUCCUCCCUCCUUUCCUUCCCUCUUCCUCCCUUCCUUCCUUCCUCCCUCCUUUCCUUCCUUCUUCCUCCCUUCCUACCUUGACUCGAGGACAACAGGAGGAUUAAAGUAGAUUCAUUUGUAGCAAAAACUUUACUGUAGUUAAGGAUUUUACAGUAAGGAACAUUUAUUGCUUCUGAGCUGUAUGUUUGAUGUUUUUUAAAUGAAAUAAGAAGGAUUUUUAAUUGUAGGUUUAUAUCGAUUGAACCUUUUAAAGCCUUUUGGAUCAAAGAAUGUGACGUAACAAAAAAUGUGACUGAACAUCUGAUCAGAUUGUUCCUGAUUUAAAUCUUAAUUUAGCCUUUUUUUUUUUUUUAAUUGUUCUUGUGUGUUUGUGUGUAUUUAGAAAACAUCUAAAUACAUCUAUGUCAGAAUUUAGGAUCUUUUGCUAAAUGAAAACUUGCAUAUUUCUCAAAGUAAGAUAUCACAAAUAGUAUCAUUUUAUUAUCAGCACCAAGAUAAAAAGAACACUGUUAUAAAUCAUUGUUUUUGACUGUUAACCACAUUAAUCUUUAAUAAAAACAUUUACAUUCACUCUUUUCAUUGACUCAUUUAAAGGGGAGUUAAAGCGACUCAAACUGUCAGUCACACUCAGACUGUGUUGAAAACAAUUUCAUCUGAAAAGGGAAGUUUCUUAAUUCCUGUUGAACCCAAAUACACUGAUUUAUAUCUGCCAGAGGUCCGCUGUGUGCUGAGUCUGACUUUCAUUUCCCCUUUUUUUUGGAGACUUAUAUAGAACAAAUAUUUUGAAUUGUGUCGU
Messenger RNA from Scomber scombrus (Atlantic mackerel), 2993 nucleotides. RefSeq names its product selenoprotein L (gene selenol). The record is from RefSeq and is a predicted model, not a curated record. NCBI's taxonomy places the organism in Eukaryota, Metazoa, Chordata, Actinopteri, Scombriformes, Scombridae. The transcript is spliced from 9 exons.